Physcomitrium patens is the source of this 4220-nucleotide messenger RNA. RefSeq lists its product as uncharacterized. NCBI's taxonomy places the organism in Eukaryota, Viridiplantae, Streptophyta, Bryopsida, Funariales, Funariaceae. The record is from RefSeq and is a predicted model, not a curated record. Gene Ontology annotation, molecular function: lipid binding.
GGACGCCGGGGCGUGAUCCGCACGAGAGGAAUGCUUUCGUGAAGCAAUUGGUGAGGCGCCAACGCUACGCCAUCUCUCUCACUCACUCACUCACUCACUCACUCUCUGUUGGGCAUUCACGGGGCCGCUUCUCGCCGCUCCUCGUUUCGUGGGCUGAGCGCGGAGAAUUCGACCGGGGAAUGCGGUGCCAGGACUAAGUUCUAGCCAAGCUCAUCCGAGGAUGGUGCUGGCAGGGAGUCGAUCGUUUACGAUUACCUGUGCGCUAGUUGGGGUCGUCGAGGUGACCUCAGAGUAGUGCCGGUUUCGAAGCUACCAUGGAGGAUUGUGAAUGCGGAAGCUAUCGAGAAAUGGCGACGACGACGACGACGACGAUGAUGAUCUCAUGGCUCGGCAGUCCAGGACAUUGCUCCGUGAGCAGGAGAAGGUAGAGAAAUCAGCUGAUUACCGAGAAACGUGUCGACCUCGAUAGACUUGGAGGGGCUGUAAAUGCACCCCGCUAGAACUGGGCUUGACAUUAUUGUAUAUUGAGAUGGUUACACUCGUGGUUACAUCUGUGAAGGUCUUCCCAGACUCUACACGUAAUCCUCAGCUCCCUGUAGCAUCUUACACUGUAGGAACGUUGCACUCUCGUCCGCUGGGCACCUGUUUAACUGCUCAGAUUCAUGGCCCUAAAAAUUUAUUUCAUGGUAGACCAUAUAAACUGGAUAAUCAUUUCCAGAGCAAGUGUAGAAUUGGAGUCAGAGCUUUACCUGGGAAAAGAAAAUGGCGUUUAUUAGCCAGUGUAGCAGAUGGAUCGAAGGGUGAUACAAAGAGUGGACAGCUUCUUAAUCGGUUUUUGAAGAGAGGAAACCCAGAGAUAGUCGUGAGCGAUGACUCACAAGAGUUGGCGAAUGACGCCUCUAAUUCCAGACAGGAGCCUCAGAAGAAAAUGCAAGAGGAGGUUGAAAUUCCGGACGAUGGCACUGAGCCAUCUCUAAAACCAUUGGGACUUGUAAAAGCAGCAAAAGCCACGAAAGAUAGACUGUUGGAAGCAGCACUGAAGCAAGUAGAGGAGGUCAAGGGGUUUGCCACUAAUACGUCUUGGACGAAUUACUUCACCAGUGUAGAUGCUUCACCUGGUACUCCACUUAUUCCCUUCUUAGGUGACAGCUUGCUGGGACUGGGAGGUUUAGUGCUUGUUGCAGCAGCUUUAGCUAGUUGGUUGAGGAAAGCGCGGCUUGGCAAGAAGGUUUUGAAUACAAAGGAGGCAGGUCCAACUAAGCCACCUCGCACUAAAGACAUUCUUAAUGCUCAGGCUGCUGUGGCAGCUCCCAUUGCACUGUCGAUGUUACUGCAAAGUGACAUGAAGAAGAAAGAGAGCGCAGAAUGGCUGAAUAUGGUGGUCGGUAAGGUUUGGAACUUAUAUCGUAGGAGCUUGGAAACCGCAACGAUUGAGGCUGUGCAGCCCGUUAUUGACGAAAUUCCGGAGAAACCACCUUUUGUGGAGCGAGUGAUCCUCAAACAGUUCUUUUUGGGAGAUGAACCAGUAACUUUGCGAACUAUCGAGCGUCGUACAUCCCGGCGUGCUAAUGACCUCCAGUACCACGUUGGAUUACGAUACACGGGCAACUCUCGCAUGGUAUUUUCUCUAAAAUUGAAGUUCGGUUUUUUACCGAUCGAAAUUCCAGUUGCUAUCCGGGGUUUGGAUCUAGAUGGAGAAGUUUGGGUGAAGCUUAGAUUAAUUCCCACAGAACCCUGGGUAGGAACUGCAACCUGGGCCUUUGUUGCUCCACCCAAAGUCACUUUGGCUUUGGUUCCAUUUCGGCUCUUUAAUCUCAUGGCUAUACCAUUACUUAAUAUAUUCUUGACAAAUUUGCUCACUCGAGAUCUUCCAUUACUCUUUGUCCGACCCAACAAACAAAUAGUCAAUUAUCUUAAAGGAAAAGUGGCUGGCCCUCUUCCGAAGGAUUUCAAGGAUUCCGCGGUGGGUUUAAACGGUUUUGCAGGGGAGCUUUCAGUAACACUAAUUGAAGCACGGAAAUUGAAUUAUUUUCCGAUAGGUAAGACAGAUCCGUAUGUGGUUUUUUUGUUAGGAGAACAAACUUUUCGAAGUAAAAAAAAUAGUAAAACAUCACUUAUUGGACCGCCAGGCGCACCAGUAUGGAACCAGGACUUUCGUAUGCUUGUUGUCGACCCCAAGACGCAGAAACUCAGAAUAAGAGUCAGAGAUUCUGUUGAUUAUCUGGGUUUGGCUAAUAUCACAGUCGGCUAUAGUACGAUUUCUAUCGAUGAUCUUGAAGACACGGUUUCUGUUGACAAAGUUAUUACUUUGAAGAAUGGUCGGUGGUUUUUCCUUGGUCGAAAUGCCGGGGAGCUUUCGCUUCGCUUGACAUAUAAAGCAUAUGUUGCAGAAGAAGAGGAAGUUGAUACUACGAGUCCCGUAAAGAGCACGGUUCUGAAUGAAAUUGGAGAACUUAUUAGUAAAGAAAUGGAGGAAACAGAAGUGAGUCCCGCGAAACGUCAGCUGCGGGACAAAAUUGUCACAUCAGUUGAUGCUCAAAAAGAUGAUACAGGGUUUCGGUUCACUAAUCCUAUGCUGACUAUAGGUACCACAAGAAAACCACCAGGUGUAACAAGUGGAUCUGGACUUCCUGUUGAUCCCAGCGGUUCGAUAAAUGAACCUCUAAAAUCGAAUUCUUCAACAAAUGAACCUGAAGUAGCACCAAUCCUGAGUAAUCCUGCCUUAGAAGAGCAGGAAAAAAGGGAAGGGAAAAGUUGGGAUUUGCAAUUCCGCCAGUUUAGAGAGGAUAACGCGGCUCUCUUAUGGUUGGCUAUUGCAACAGGAGUUGCUUUAGUGGUAGCUCUCGAUCUCAAUAUAUCUAAUUUGUUCAAUCCUUGAACGUACUGUACGCUUUACUGCCGGUCAUCACCGUUUUUUGGGAAGUGCGAACCCUUGGCACGAGGGAUUUGCCUAGUGAACAGGAGGGCGGAGCCCAGGGGAGGUAUUAAGCAGGUUUGUAGGGCCGAUGCUAUGCCCGAUGUAAAAGCACCUCAUUUCUCAGGCAAGCCACAAGGAGAAACUUAACUAUUCAUGGGUUGUGUGGACACUUUUCCCAUAGAAAUUAUAUUGGAAAUGUAGCUAGCAUGCUUUAUAUGACAAUUAUGCUGUGAUUUGUAUAAGAAAAAAAGAAAAAAAAGAAAAAAAGAAAAUCUUCAACACUAUUCUGUGUUUGACAUUAUGCACGGUAGCCUUGCUUCUCAGUACGACCCUACAGGUCAUGGCUCUGAACAAUUGAUAAGAUCGUGAGGCCGUGAGCAAGUAUGACUAUUGAUUUCUGUGCAGCCUCGCCUGCUUUGGGAGCACUAUGAAGUUUGUAGGUGUAGCUCGUACGAGCUGUGCGCUUUGCAAAACAUGAUGGAUCAAUUGCUGGCUCAUGUGGGCACUUCGAUUGUAUGUUCGCCUCUAGCACUAGCCUAACUACUGAUUGCCGGCUUGUGGGGGCACACACACACCGUCGCCGAUAAAAUUACUUGCCGUGAGCACCUAAACAGGAGGUCUAACACUUAAAGGCUUCUUGGGGCGCACGCCGAUCAAAAAAUCUUCCGGCUACACUCAUUGGGUGCAGCAUGGCGUCUCAAGCGUUCGUGCUCUACCCACACACCAUGGGCUCGACAAUGGAAUUACAGCCUUCGAAUCGCGCCCUUUUCACAUUCGUCACCGACCCGUCAACUGAAAAGGCGCGUUUCAGCGCAAUACGAAUGAGUUUCUGCGGGGAAAAUUGGCCUUGAGAACGGGCAAGCGUGCUGGGAUAAACGUUCCGCGCAGCUUCAACCCCGCACGGCCUUGCCGGGGGCGCGGCAUCCGCUUUUGAUAACCUGAGCGACGAGGAGAGAAACCCAGAAAGCGUAUCCGACCAACUGCGCUGACACGAGUCGCUGUGCCUUGGCCGACUGAAACCCUCUCCAUCUACAUUCUUAUUCCCCAUGUGCGAUGGAUACAACAAAUCUACAUCUCGUUGAAAAUCCAGAAGCGCGCAGAACCGCUGCGAAGAAUUGGACGCCACCAUCUCUGGCAUUUUCGCUUGAACCCAACUGAACACUCCGUAAAGUCUCUUCACCCCGCUUCCAACACCACACCCACAACGCAAUAAUCACAGCCCAACACGCUCUUAACUCUUCUCGCGGUGGGUUCCUCAACAGCAACCAAAAUCGACCACGAUCGAGCGACACCCACAAAGAGC